ACUAGCUUUUGGUGUCAUGGUGAAAAGUAUCUUGCAAAGCAUUGUUAGAGUGGUAACAGUGUGGCUUGGGUUGUUGCUAGGUUUUCAGCUGUCCUUCUGCGAGGAUGGUAAGUUUUGAAUUUUUGUGUUCGAUUUACUGUGGUCCAUUUGAGGAGAAUUGUCUUCUGUGGAAUUCCGUUAUCAUUCAUCACAAAAUUGCUAAGCUUGAAAGCCUUCAGCCUGAAGUUAGAGAUAACUUUCUACGAGCAAAGUUCAGUGUUUAACGCUCAUUAUUCUGCACAUUUAAAGGCUUGUAAAAGAAGCUACUAGACUCAAUAUAUAAUCAUGGUUGACAAGACUAGGCAAGUACAUCAGUGGAAAUAGUGGUAGCUGUCAUUUAACUCUUAUACUCAGCGUUAAAAGAUCAAACAUUAAAGUUUAAAGACAACAAUAAUCAAUAGCGACAACCGCACUGAAGAAAAUCUUAAAAAUGUUGAAUUCAAAAAUCUAGUAACAUUCCAAACUCUUUGAAAAGUUGAAGCUAUUAACUUAAUUUUCGCAAGUUAGCGUUUCUGAGCACAAAAUCAUUCUUAUUCCUCUACGACUUUGAAAAUAAAUUAACGAAAAGUUCUGUUAGUAGUUGUUUAACAAACUAGGUUAAAAUUUAACAACUGCGAACCUUCGUAAACGUUUCCCAUGUCACCCAAAAACAAUUUUUGUUAACGGUAAGAAUCAGUUAACAUAUCAAUCUCCGUCAUAAUUAUGUAUUAAAAGUGAAAACGUCCGUCCGUGGCUCGAUAUAUUCUUUUUAUUAACCGGCCGUUUGUAGACUAAACCUAUGGCAAUUGUUGUCAGAAAUUUAUGGAUCCAUAUCCCUAAAGUUGAUUAGACAGUGAUCGGUUGUCGUUUCUUACUCCCAGUUAUAUAAAGCUCCUGAAAUAUGAUCCUCUUCCAUGAGACAGGUCUUUAAUAAAGCAAUUUUACGGGCGAUUACAGGACCGCUACGAACUUAAGUUCGACACUAAUCAAACUGAUUCACAUUAAACCAACGAUCUGACGUAGUCUGAGCUCGUAGAAGCAGUUUUGUCACUCAGGAGGAAACUAGGUCUUCGUCGAUCUUACACGAUAUUUUUUGGGUGAUUUGACUGUUUUUAUUGUUUCGACUCGUUCAUUGGCAAGAUCAUGAUUAAAAUGUCUUUACUCGACUGUUCGUUUAUGGUAAUCGAUUCGUUUCACGACCGGAAAGAUACCAAAUUCAACAGAAGAAGACUUAAUUAAUUCCUGAAAUCAAUUGUUUUAACUAAAUACUGUCGGAAUGUUUUAGUGAAUAGACAGUAGAGUCGCCGUAGCCUAAGGCAAUGCCAACUAGUUGUUCGAUUUUAUACGGCCCAGUUGAUAUUGAUAUUUUAAACUGUUUCUUACUUAAGCCCUGUUCACACUACAACGAAAAAUAGGGUUUGGCGUGAUAUUUAAGUUCAUCAAAAGCAAGAAUUUAUAGCCAUCUAAACACCAACGAAAUACAAAAGAAGACUAAGGAGGACAUCUCCAUAAUUUUAGGUUUGCGUACUAGUUUUUACAACAAGCAGGUUCUAGAAUAAGCAAGCACUUAUAAAAGACCUUUAAUUGCGUUCGAAACUCACGUACAGGAGGUCGAUAGCUUAAACUAGUUAGUUGACGUUAACUAUAUAAAUUAAAAAAUUAUGUUUCUGAUGUGUUGUCUGUAAAAGUUUUGUUAACCUCGUGCUGCUAUGUAAUUAUGAAAACAUAGCCUCGUGCUGUUCGCAUCAGUCUUAAAAUUGAAAACAAAUCUUAAAGAACAAUGAAGACCUGGAAAAAAACUAAAAAUAUGAUUCUUAAGCUUUAAUCACUUAGCUUAUGUUUCGUUUCCACAAAGAAGUUUCGGACCAAACUAGAAAUGAAGAUCUAUCGAUCCUCUAUGUACAUCAAUUUAUUGGGAGGUUCGAUUCUGGGGUUCCUUCGCUGUCGAGUUGUUCACUUGAUGGGGUAAGGAACUUUCACUACGAUAUUCUCUCCCUCCAUCCAGCGAGGUGUAAAUAAGAGCAUCGUCACCGUGCUUUGUUUUAGGACAAAACACUCUUUCUUAAUUGUUGACUAUUAAGUUUACUCGACUUAGAAGCCAGCCAAUUGAUUAGUGAAGUCUUCAAGCCUUAAAGCAGCAAAGAAAUAAGAUUAGGCACGGACAAAUCUGAAAAAGAUGGAAACGGAUUGCUAUCGUGAUUUUUGAAAACUUGUCAGCCUUAAAGUUUUUCAAAGUUCAGUCUUGUUGUUUGUAACUUUGAUAUGAUACUUGAGAUGAAGCAAUUACUUUGUCAUUCACAACUAAUUUCACAGGUUUAAUGCCAAAUAACGGAGCGUUAACAUAGUCCUUUAAUAUGCACUGACACCUUAUCGGUGAAUCGAAGGUAUCGUAUCAAUAUUUUUAAGGCCUGUUUACAAGAGUGCCAAAUAUAAAUUCGAAAAGCUGACGGAUAAAGAUUUUAAAAGAAGAACGACUUGGAUCACAUUUUAUGUGUAGACGACUUUUACCUGUUUCAAAAAAGGCCCAUAGGUUCCUAUAAAUGCUCUUCUUCCGGAACGGAAUUAAUAAACAUUCGAUUUCGUACCAGUACUUUUGUCUCCUUCUCAGCGAGUAAACGCUUGUACUUUUUCCGAUUUGUAGCAUCCUUGUUUUUUCUCUGGUCGCGCAAAUUUAAAAACAAAGUAGUGCAAACAAUCUCGUAUCCUUUCGCCAAAGUUCUUUUUUUGAGUACCGUCCUGGCUGGGAUGCAUUACAAAACAUGAACAGGAAGAAACAGUUAGAUUUCGCCUGGAUUCGGUACUGGCUUGUUUCUACCCAAGCCUUUCUGUCGCUUUUGUCGAUUACACUUGCCUUACCUUUCAGUGGGAGAGAUCUUGGUUUCUUCUUUCAGCAACAACCUUGGAAAAACCCAAUAUGAACACCUAUCCUGCAACAUUCCUUUUUUUCUUUUGUUGUAUAAUAAUAACAACAACAAUUUAACAAUAAUAAUUCUAAGUUUAUUUACCCUCGGCAGUAUUUAUAGCACGUAUGCUAGUGGGGCCGAGAAAAUGACUGAGACAAAAAGUUGAAAUCAAACAAUUAACAGGUUUAAGAAUCCUGCAACUGGCCGGAGGCAAACCAGCUGGCUAUUUACAAGCCUGGUCGAGGAUUUGAACUCGGGACGACUGUGACGGUCAGCCAGCGGUCAGAACUCGGGGAACCCGAGGCCUCCGAAUUGCAAAUCCGGCGUUCUAACCGCUUGGCCACGUUGCCCUCUCCCAUUCUCCUCGCUCUGCGCCCAUUUUUUCCUCUCCUUUUCCUACACUGUUGUGAUUGUGGCGCUUGUAAGACCCAGAACAUUCAGACGAUUUUGCCUCAAUUUGUUCAUUGACAACUGACUGCAAAUGUUUAGUAGCCAGGUUUUGGCAAAUCCAGGCAGUUAUAUCUUUCCGAAAAAUUGUAGGAAUCAAGUCGAUUGGGCGAUUUUGGACUUGAACACGAUCUUUUGGGCCUUUGUGACCUAUUGAAGGGAAAUUAUAGUGAAAAGUUGGACACGUUAAAGUAGUCCUUCUCUGUCCUCUUUAAAAACAGUCGACUAUUUCCAAAGCAGCCUACAUAAAACUUGCUAAGAAUGAAACUAUUGUUUUUCCCCUGAAUUCGCCUCCUUUCUUUCGUUUUCGUUCUGUACUGAGUAGGGCAUAUCGACCACAACAAAUUUUUGUUUUGUCCUAUUUUCAGUCAAAAGGCUGCAUUACUUGGCAAACUAGCUGAUAACAAAAUCGUAAAAUAGUAUUGACUUGAGUACUGCUGCUGUUUUCAGUGGCCUGUUUAAACGGUUGGGUAAGACAUGGAACUUCGUGUUACUACGCGUACAACCACACUACUCAAAAACUUUCGUUUUGGAAAGCAAGACAAUGGUGUCAGAAGCAGAACUAUUCGGACUUGACAAGUGUACUAAGCCAAGAGGAAGAGAAUUUUUUGGAUUACCUCAUCAAUGCAACACACCUUCGUAAAAGCGAAUCAUUUUACAUUGGACUGCGGACGACAAUCAACAACAUUGCCUGGAAGUGGGUGCGCAAAGAACCUUAUAACUACACAAACUGGUUCCAGGGAGAAGAACCACCGCUCCCUGCAAGCGGAGAGCCCCAGAAAUGCGCUUUUUACAAUGACACUCAUCAAUGGAUGGUCGAAACUUGGUGUGGAGUGAAACGACUCUUUAUUUGCAAACAGCAACAGCCACAGCAGCAGCAACAACAACAAACAAACACAGCAACGACAACGACCACAACAACAACAACAACAGGUCAGAGAAUGAAAAAAUAACUUACACAAGUAUUCCAAAUCGAUAGCCCCACCCUUAAGGUUUCUCUUUGAAGAACGAGAGCCGAAGAAAGUCACAUCCCAAUGAGUUUGUGUUCGCAUUUAUAAUCGCAUACUGCCGCCGUUUUCGAAAUAGGUCCAAUGAACGGUGAUGGAUUGAGUGUAAUUUAUGUGACCCAGAAUCUGCUUUAUCUUCUCUUAUACCUCUUAUCUCUCAGAGGAACCUUUGUUCCGUACGUUUGUCUCUUGUACUCCCCUAGGCGCCUCUUUUUUACCAGCCUGCGUGCUCCUCUCUCAAAAAUGAAUGCGUUGACAUUACUUAUACCGUUCAUUGGUUUAAAUAGUUAAUGAUUGACACUCGCUGAUGACUGAAACAUGAUGUCUUGGUGUAGUAGUUUAGUUCGCGAACCACUGGCAGAAUAGAACCUCUGACUAUAGAGUUUUCUUUAUGAAUAGGCCAUUUCCGAGUUCCCCCGAGCCUCUGUAUCAAAACGAAGUUAAGUGCUCAGCCUCUGAUAUGAAAAUGAUUUUUCAUUCUCAUGCAAAUAAAAAUCGUUUUCACAAGAAAGGUUGUGCACUUGGCCCAGUUUCUUUUGAAAGUAAGGGAUUUUGGAACUCGGAAGUGGCCUGUGUACAUAGUACCUUGUAGGACAGGGGACGUAUAGCUCCUUCAUGAGAAAAUGUUUGAUUAUUUUUUCUCUUUUAGCUAAAAUAACUGUCGAGACGAGGCCAGGAACUACCAGUACUAAUAUCAGUCCUUCAACUUCUACCCCUACCAGUCCUACGACAACUUCUAUCCCUAGUCCUACGACGGCUAAGAUAUCGGUGAGUAUCUCGUUAUUUCAAAAUGUUGUUUUCGAUUUUCGCGAAUAUUUUUUGCACUUUUGACAAAAAAGACAGACAAGCGUGUUAGUGUGCCACCCCUUGUCAUGGAACAUAAUAACGAGAAAGUAAGGUUUAUUAAUUAUUUCAAAAUGUAAGAUUUUCGCGAAAAGAAUCUUAGCAUCUUAGACCAAAAAAAGACAAACAACCGUGUUUUGCCUGUCAUUUCUAUCUUUUGCCUUCUAAUCGUGAUUAUCUUUUUUCAUCAUUUCUUUGAAAAAGAUUUUCUCAACUGACGAUCCUACGAACCAAGCGUUCAACAAGCUGAAUGAGCGACUCGCUGCACUUGAGGGGGCAACAUUGAAUGAUUCAUCUGCUGAGCAAUACAUGAAGGUAUGAAGGGUAAAUAUCGCAGCCUCGUUUCCAGGGCCUCUUUCUUAAGUCCUGGGACCGAGAUUGGUAAAGACAACAUUUUGUUUUAAGAUUGACGUUUUCCUUCUACGCCCUGGCACACCAUCUCAUCGAAUAACUCUGUUACUAAAACAAGGUUGCAAGUAGGAAAAACUAAGGAAAGUUUUCACUCCCCGCAUUCUAUAAAGUGAAUGAGAUAUUGAUGAAGAUGAAUAAGAUAUGGUGUAGGGUAAAUGGUUUAUCCGGCAUCCAAAAUAAUAAAAAGCAGGCUCCUUUCUGUAAAAACCUAAUAGUACAGUCUCCAUAGCCAUAAAACUACUUUAAUCUCCCCACUGCUACCUAGGACAUUCAUGUCAUUCUUAGGGAAAGGUCCAUAAGGGACUCGUUUCUUAGUCUUCACCUUCCCAUUAGCGGACAAUUCUUGCAAGAACCACUUGGACAAACAGAAGAGAGGGAAGGCCGGAUCUUGCUGAAGAUCAGGAUCAGCAAUACAAAAUAACACUUAAAACUGAAGGCACGGCUGAUCGGACAGCUAAGGGUUGAUAAUUUACAACUUUAUUUUCUCAAUAUUUCGAUUAGAUAAGACUAGUCUUCAUAAGCAGCUCGCAAAGCUCUUCUGGCCCCUGAUGAAGACUAGUUUUGUCUAGUCGAAACAUUGGGCAAAUAAAUUUGUAAAUUAUCAACCCUUAGCUGUCCGAUCAGCCGUUUCACCUUCCCAUUUUGCCUUGCGUGUCGAUUGUUUGCAUUGGCGUUAUGUUUCGUGAUCUUUACAGAAGAACCUGCUGAAAAGCGUUACGAGCAAGAUACUGUCAUUAAGUGAAAUGAUAUUAUAUUUCUUACUGAUGGCAAUCAUUAACUGACUUAUUAGCUCGUUUCUUAAUCACUCCGUAGAUGAAGCCAUAUAAAUUCGGAAUGUGAAUGGGGGCCUGAAUUUGUCUCGGAAAUUGUGAACUACAAUCUGGGCGUGCACUAAUCUCAAGAGAAACGUCCCUUCAACCCUUUUGGCUAUAAGUGUUGAUAAUAUUUCUGUUUUUAGGAGCUAGGUGAAGAUCUGGACAGCGCACUAGGUUCCUGGUCAACUGGUGGAAAGUCAUUGGUACGUGUUAGCUUUAAGAUGUGAAAUAAUGGAGACCUUCAGAUUCUAGCUAAGAAAAGAAGGACUACGAGAACGAGAUUAUCUUGAUUCUAAAUAAUAUGCGCGCGUGAACCAGCGUAAUUUUGGCGGGAAAACGUGAUAGCCGUCGCAUUCUACCACGGGUUUUAGCAAAAACUGUCGCAGUGACGGUUUUCAAAUGCCAGAGUUCUUUCUUUUUUUGUAAUCGGGAAGGAGCUUAACCUCCUUCAAAAAAGUGCUAACUUUUCUGGUGAAAAAUAGCGCAAUGAAUUUUUUCGGUUUUUUUUUUAGGUUUAAAAACUCUUAGUUAAAUCUCUUCCUCGCGGGCGUCCUCGAAUCUGAGGGUCAAAAGAUCACCUGCCACAAUAACGACAACUUAACUUGACUUCUAACCAAUAAAAGCACGAGUCACUUUUAUUACGAUUUAUUUCCACGAUUUUUAUUUUCUUCGCAUUUCAGUCCCCAGCUGACCUGGGAGAAGCAGUUAAAAUGGGUGAGAAGAUUGGUGAGUUGAUAGUCAGCGGAUUGAAGAGAGGAGGAAAUAUCACGGAGGCAAAGAGCAUUCAAAUAACAACGAACACUCUUGGUGAGUAUUUCACUCCUUACGCACACAGCUGUCAAGGGAUGUUAUAAAAUACAGCCAUACGCGGCUAACGCUAACAAACAACUACCCUUUUAGUCCUCGGGUGCAAGGCAAACCUUGGGAAAGAAGUUUCGAAGCACGCAAGGCACCUUGGGAAGAGCAAGGUAGCGGACACCCCAUCUUCUCAUGGCCAUAUGCAUUCCCGUGUUCCUUUGCGCGUUUACGUGCCUGCGAAGUCCGAGGUAGCAUUUUGGCGGUUUCUUACGGGAGUUUCGACUGUAUUAAAACUUUCGAAGUAGGACAGGUUAUGAAGGGCAAUGCCAAGUCACAAAUCAUUUCCCAUGUCAUCACCCUUUGUUCACCUACCCAUACACGCAUCUCAAGCUUCGAAAUGCCUCAUCCCCUCAUUGAUAGAAGUAGUCAUGACGGCUAAUUGUACUUUGAUGUCGUAGCUAUUGGAAUCGAUGUUGUACCUUCCGCUUCUGCUGAAAAUAGUACGAUGUCUGUGUCUUUCCCACAAGACGACACAGAAACCAACAAAAUCAAGCUGCCUACAUCUUUAAUAUGGAAAGCACAGAGCUCAGGUGAUCAUUGUACACUUAUUUUAUAAAAUACUGAGAGAAGCUGUUUUGGAUUUAUAUUUGUUGCUCCCUUAAGAGUGAGGUCGAUCAAGGAAACCUCACUCACUUACCCCGAAAAGAAAAAUAGGACGUCUCUGCCAGUAGAUUCCAUAUUUCAGAAAGGUGGACAAACGCAACAAUAUUGACCUAAGGAUCACGGUGCAUAAUAAGUUCAGAUUCUAAUAAUGGCGUUAUAAGGAAGACACGGUUCAAAUCGCAGAGGUUCUUGUACUUCAAUCAGUCCCCUGGGUGUGGUCAUCCCUAAGACGUAAUUAGGGCAUAGAGAAAUCCCGCUGAUAUGAUAACGUUCGGUCCAGGAAAGUUUGAUCUUUUUAACAAGGUAUAAGAUCUCGUUUCACAUUACGAUUAUCAAACUAAGCGUCUUUGAACUAUAUGACUGCAAAUACAAGAAAAAAUAUUCCAGAAGAAAUCUAAUCAUUCAAAUCAUUAUUGCCCUUUUUAUGAAAUACAUAGAUGUGUUAAGUCUUGUUUAACUUGAUAUUUGUUUGUUGUUUUAGAUGGAGUUUCCGUUACCCAUGUUCUUCUUCCCACUGUCAGCGCAACAGCGGAUCCUCAAACCAAACGGUGCGCAAACAAAAUCAUUUUUGUUUUGUCUACAGUUUGAGCUCUGCCCACGUGUGUGUGUGUGUGUGUGGAUGCUCCUCUUUUCAAAUGAGAGGGGUGUACUUUGAAACGCAUCAGGCGGGAAAAUGUGAGGAUUAAUUGGUACUGUUAAAAUUUCAAAUGAACGUCAUUACAAGAGGUAUUGCAGUAACAGUUAAGGACCUCCAAAGGUUAAAGUUUCUUAAACUACUACUCGCGACUUAGUGGCAAGUCUUCUCCAAAGGGUAUCCAAAAAAUAACAGGUACUACUUGAUUUUUCGACACCUCUCUCUCAAAAUAUUUUAAAUCUAAACCACACACACACAAUAUCUAAUAAUGAAUAGCGCAGUUUCUCGCGGUGGACAUAACAUUGUCAUAAAUAUUUUUUUGUCCCUAUUUAACAGAGUAUUGAUCUCAGGGAUUAUUGCAAGCACUAUUUUGUUCAGUAAUGGAAGCAAGUUCGACAAUUUGAGCGAGCCUGUAAUCAUCAGACUCUCAGCAGAUAAUAAGGUAAACAACCACUUCUAGUAGCAACAUUAAAGACAGGUAUCUUAAAGAUGGAUAAUUUACUGACUCGAAGAAAGAAGGCCCUGACUAGGUUAACUAAUGAUGGCCUACUAAUUUGGGGGCACUUUGACAUGAAGAUGAAAAAGGUUUAAGAGAAUAGUAAGAGCGGCAAUCUUAGGGCGUUGGUCGGGAUACAUGAAUUUUACCAAAGUUAUUUUUAGACAAAGUCUACUUCCUGAUACUUCCGCACAUUUUGAUCGAUUGUUUGAAACGCCGUCAAGUCCACGCGCGACUGCCUCAAAGCAAGCAAUGCAGAAUAUUGUAAUGAAGACUACUGAAUUCUCUCUUGACAACACUGAAUAAAAGUUUCUCUCCUCCCACCUACUCUGGUGGCGAUUGACGUCGCGUACCCUCAAAAAUCGGCAUGCCUAUUGUCCUUAUGUAACCCUCCCUCCCCCUUCGGGUUCUGUUAAAAGCGAGAGUUUUUGGUACUGUUGCUGCUGCCUUUGUUGCUUUGUUUGAAGCUAAAGACACCAAAAGUGAAACCCAUUGUUUUAAUUAGGCUGAUGCUGACUCUCAGAGGGUCUGUGCGUUUCUGGAUACAACUAAUAAGUAAGUGUUGCUUGUUAACUAAAAUCGUCUUUAUGAAAUGAAAGCGUUCACCCACUUCAGUCAUUGUUACAGUUCUUCCAUACUUGUCAACACGUGAAAAAACUACACAAUACAAAAAGAUUAUCCCACAUUUUUGACAAGGAAAUGCGACCACUCAGGACACAACGGAAGUCGGAGAGUGGUGCUAACUUACUAUUUUUUCUUGUUUUCACAGAUCAGAUGGUAGAAUUUUUUUUUUGGAAAUCACCAGUUUUUUUCAGGAGCACAUAGUAAAUACCGUUCUUUUCCUCUGUUUUUGACAGUUCCUGGUCCUCUUCAGGAUGUGUUGUUUAUCGCCAGGACCUUACCUAUACUGAGUGUCACUGUUAUCACAUGACUAGUUAUGCCGUUCUUAUGGAUGUACACGGAGCAUUUGUAAGUUUGAAUUUACAUGUAUUUCUCUAUUAGGGUGUAUGUCCCGAGAGGCGGAGACGGGGGGUACUUAGCAGUUUGGGGGUUGGGAUGUUUAGCUGGUACCCCGGAAACCUUAGCCUAUACCAAACCUAGUACAUCUGAAAUUUGCUUCCCUACACUAUAGACUAAACUCCUAAUGGCCCGCUUAUCCUAGAGGCGCUAUUUUCCAUCUAUCAACGCUUUCUUUGCUAUGAGUUACAGGUAAAUUUAAAUUUGCGAUUUCAUUUUUGUAAGGGGCAAUGUUCGGUUUUCCUAGCUUAGAUUAAAAACUUCAACCAACCGAUCAGUUUCCUGCAAGAUAAUACCCUAUUCUAGACCCAAACUCUCUUGAUUUGAAUGUAUUUGUAACAGCGAGAGUUUAUUGGCUUUUUACAAAUAUUUCUAGAUAUUGAGCUUGAUGAAAUAUUUAGCUCGUCCUCCUGAAAAGGGUUACAGUACCAGGCUGUCAGAUUGAAAAGAUUUAAUCGCUGAAGAAAAAAGCUAUCCCCGAAACUUCUAUCUCACUUUACCGCAGUAACCUGGGGCAUUUUAAAAAAUUGAGGGGCGCACAGUAAACCCCACAUUUUGUUCUUUGUCUCUUUUGUUGGUCUCCGCAGGAAUCUGAUGCCAUUUCCGAGAAGGAUAAGUUUGUUUUAUCCACUGUCUCGAUUGUCGGAUGUCUGAUAGCAUUCGUUUGCUACAUCAUUCUGCUUUGUACAUUUUACUUUCUCAGGUAAUAAAAACUGGCGUUAAUUUAUUAACACAAAUGAUCAGGUCCCCACAACCUUUCCGUGAUAUCUUGCUUACCAGAACUUUCCUGUUUAUCGAGCGCUCAAAUCAGCGGCGAAGCCGCGAGGAAAAUGGGGCUGGGCUUCGCGGUUCGUUCGCGCGUGCUUUCGUAAGGUUUUUUCCCCGUUCGUCAAACAAACCGCCUGUUACGCAGGCUAUUUCCGUUACACCCUGAUUAUUCCAGUUGAUAACGCAUGCAAUGCCAGGACAGAGGACUAGAAUGUUACAAUUAAAUUAUGAUGCCAUCUGGUAGAUACCCGUUAUUGUAAAAAUGCAUAAUUACUGUUAAGGUGAUUCCCUGGUUUUGCACUGCGCAUCUCUUACUGCGCAUAACAAGAUGGCCUCCGUAAAAGAGAGCAUGUGAAGUAACAUUAUUAAAAUGAAGUUGACUGAAGAGAAAUGCUAUUGCAUUUUUUGCUUGCGGUUGUUUCUUGCCGAGGUGAGACUCAAUUUGGUGGGAAUGUGCAUAACGUAAGCAGUACGCGUGUUGCUGAGUUCGACUUCCUCACGGAGAACCUCGAUGGUGGAUGUUUAAUUUGUGCUUAUUCACUUUGGUUUUCAUUUAAACGCUUUCUUUAUCACACUGUGUCCUAAAUGUGGUAUCUCGAUGUAAAUUCUGUCAAAACAGAUUUUUUAAUACUUUCUUCCCCCUUUCGCAUACAUUCUAUUUUGAAACUCGCCCCAGUCCUCUCUCAAAAAUCAAGGAAAAUGCAUUUGGUGCGCACUUUCUGUAGCUCUACCGCAAAAACGAGUACGGUGACCCCCAUUUUUUAUUUCAUGAUUUUAAUAAGGAGAGUGCUUCCUUUUGGUUAGAAAAAAAUUGGCACAAAUCUAUGUUCAGUUUUUUGGCAAUUUUACUAAAUUGUACGGAUUGAGCUAUCACGGGUCGAAUAGCGCGUGUCCAAUUUAAUUCUACUUUGGAGCGUAAAGAAAAAACAAGAGCAUUACAAGGCAUUUUUCUGGUACGUAAGUGGAUAAACAAUACAUUAAAGUCAAAUUCUGUGCGAUACCACAUGCAGCAUUGAAAAAAUCUUUCCUUUUUGUCUAGUUUUGGGCUGCGCGCGGUUUUUGUCAAAGGGUCCAAAAUAGCCGUAUUUGUCAGCAUUGUGACGUCAAAACGAGUACGGUGACCCCCACUUUUUAUUACCUUUUUAUCAUCUUCUUGACUUGUUACAUCGGUGUACCAAGUUUCAUCUACAAUCUAUGUUAGGUUCUUUUACUAGGGAAUCACCUUAAGUAAAAACAAACUGGUAAUAGAUGAUAUUGGUCAAUUUUUCACACACAGGAGACGGACAGAAACCACGUCUAUCCAUAUGCAUCUCGCUGUAGCUGAGGCUUUGGCCAUUUUUUUCUUUCUUAUUGCCUACGCUGCCAAUGGUAUCAAGGUAUGAACACGCUUCUUCACUUUGACCUUCAUCAUUCAAUAACAUGUAGUUCCCUAAGGUGAUAGCUAUAGCUGUGGAUAUUCUAACAGUGGUGCGACUGGCCACAACAUACAACCGGCCGCAUUUUUUCUAAAAUAACGGGAACUACAGCUUGAACUACUCCCAAGGGGGAAUUAGGGUGUUUUGUUGAAAAGGGGUGAAAUUGAUAAUACCACCCAAAUGUGGAAAGGGUAUACAGAUAAACCAGUCAGUCCACUAAUGGGCUAAGGAGCACCUUGAAAAAGUAGACUACGAGCAGUCUCUCUUUUUUCUUGGUCCGUCGAGCAAAACGCGCGAGCGGCUUCACCGCUCGACGCCUGCGUGCACGUGCACUCCCCUCACUAAAUCUGAAGGAAAAAUAGAGACUGCUCGCAGUCUUUUGAAAAAGUAGCGUAUUAUCUUUUCUUUGUCUACUUUAAAAUUGUUCACCUCACAUUUUAAUUUAUAACUUUCCUAGCCUGCGAGUAAGCUCUCCCGGAGCGCUCGGGCGGCCGGGCGAAAAAGGAGGGACCUAACCCUAACCUCUUCCCUCCCCCACCCCCGGUACCCCCGAGAACCCCGGGACAGCUUGCUUGCAGGCUAUAUCUUUCCCUCCUGCCAUCACCUAAUUAUUUUAAACCUACCCGCCUGCCAUUUGUUAUUCACCAGUUAAAAACACUCUUAUGAUUAUCCAAAAUUUUGCUUAAUGUUUGUCCCAUUUUAAGUGUCAAGAGCACGUACCUAACUUAGGAUGCAUUUCUAAAACGUCCCGUUGUAACGUCCGCGCCCGAAAGGUUAUUUAAUGCAUGCAGUGAUUGACAUUAAAGAUUGUAAGCAACGCCAUAAACAUAAGUCAAUGGAAUAUAUUGGUCUAUUUUAUGGGCUAGACCCGCCUUAGUGUUAAAGUUUGUUUAAAACAUGGCCCCGAGUCUAGUAAGUGGACGAAAUGUUUGAGAAACAGCCCUCUGGACGAAAUGCUAGUAAGUCACGAACUCGCGCAUGCGCAAAAUCUUGUCAUAGUCUUGUCAUAAUCGCGAGAAGAUUGCCCUUGUCGUUCAAGAUAAUCGCUAUGGCUGUCGUUUCUUUAAAAUACACGCUUCCUCAAAGAUUUUUGCGCUCAUUACACUAGAACUUUAUAUAGGCCUUUCCGGCUCUAGGUAUAGCCACACGUAGACUAGUUUUGAAGGCCGACGUGCCAAUUUUAUGAAAGCACGUACCUACUCGAAGUUCACUUCUUUGUUAGUUGUUAUAGCAACGUGAAAAAUUUAUUCUUAAUUAUGGAAAUCUUUGACAAUUGUUGACAAUUUUAGUCAAUAUUCUAUCCCUUGUGGUCCUUUUGUCAUUAUUGCAUGGAGACCAAGGGUGAUGUUACUUCUCCAAAUGUUUUAACAGGGGGUUUGUUUUGCCGUCGCCGUCUUGCUGUUUUAUUUUCAACUGGCAUCUUUUUGUUGGAUGUUGGUGGAGGGCAUUAAUCUAUUACGUGGAUUGGUGAAAGUCUUUCGAGUUACCAGCCGGUUAAAAACUUACUACCUCUUCGCUUGGGGUGAGUCUCAUUCUUUUACUUUUUCUGCUCCCGAUUGGUAGCUGACCUCUCCCAUGUAUAAGGGAAUUCGAAUUCCGGAAUCAAGGAAAUGUUUGCUUGUGAAAUCCGGAAUCCGGGGAAAUUUUUUUCGCGGAAUCUUCUGAUACUGGGCUUUGGAAUCCGAAAUACAGUUCAAAGAAUCUGGAAUCCCUCAGACGAUUAGAAUCCACAAUCCGCACUCAAAAUCCAAUACAGAGAAACCCAGUAAAUACGGACCUAAGGUUGCCAUAGAAAGUGUUCGUAUUAACGGUGUAUCUGGAUUAAGCAGGUUGAAUUUAAAGAAAAUUUAAGGGCUUUUUUCCUCCAGGACAAAGCAAACUGUCCGUAAUGCAGUCAACUCUCGCCUUGCGGACACCCUGCUUUGACAAACACUCCGAUUAUAAGGACAGCAGCUUGAUCCCAAGCAAAAAUAAUUUACAGACGUUUGACAAGGAAAACUCCCGCUAUUACGGACUCUUGCUCUUGAGGACACUAACUAAAGGUCCCUACAGUGUCCGAUAUAAAGGGAGUUGACGUAAUGAGGUGUCCGUAAAGCGGGAUUUGACUGUACCUGGAAUCAGGAAUCCCCGAAUCCAAUAGUGUAUUGUAUUUCCCUUGAGGGGGCGACUAACCUCUCACUUUUAGCCUGUGUACAGCCGGCCGCCUCUUCCCUGGUUCUCUUUGACGGGCUGGGCUGGUUGUACACAGACUACUCACUGUUAACAAUCUUGACGACGCCUCAUAAUCGAGUUGAUUUACUGACCGGAUGACUCAGACUACCCCGCAGACUCCCAAGUAUAUUGCGCCACAGGGGGCAGAGGAGCUGUGUUUAACACAAUUUUCGCACGUUUCAAACGUAACUGAUCAUGUCUUUUUCCUUCCGACAACAUCACCCUUCGAGUGGCAAUCGUUCCUACCCAGACAACCACUUUCGGCGCCAUCUGACCAUAAUCCGGCCUGACUUGAAAGACGAUGGCAUGAGAUUAUGAUCAGUCACGUUUGUCUGAACGACUACAGUCGCACGUCUCAAUGUCAAACGCAACUUCUCUGCCCACCUGUUUUCGGUCUGUCCGGAGAAUGGGGUUGUAUAAUUGACGGACACUGAGAUUGAGAAAUCAGACGGACCGACAGGUCUGCAGGGUUACCACUUCAUUGAUGAAUCUUUUACUGACAAACUGAUACAGACCAAGUAACCGCAAUCUCGGAAGUGUGUUUUUGAGGUUGUCUCGCCUCACGUAAGUAAAUAUCCGCUUUGCGGAAACUGGUUUUUUUUUGCUUGAAAGUCAAGGCUUUGGAAUCCGGAAUUUAGCUUGAGGAUUCCGGAAUACGGCUAGGGAUUGAAAUCAGGGAUCCAAGUUCUAAUUACAAAGAAUCCGCGAUCCGAAUUGUAAAAUUGUAAUUUGUCUACCCACGGAGCACUUAGGAGUUCAUGAGAACUCGCUUAAACGUGUCCGUGUGUUCCAGAUCAAAUUGGAAUUUGAAAGUGUUGGUUUUUAAGGAGAGGGGAAAACCGGAGUACCCGGAGAAAAACCUCUCCGAGUAAGGGAGAGAACCAACAACGUGGUGUCCGUGUGUUCCAGAUCAAAUUGGAAUUUGAAAGUGUUGGUUUUUACGGAGAGGGGGAAACCGGAGUACCCGGAGAAAAACCUCUCCGAGCAAGGGAGAGAACCAACAACAAACUCAACCCACAUAUGGCGUCGAGGCCAGGAUUCGAACCCGGGCCACUUUGGUGGGAGGCGAGAGCUCUCACCACUGCGCCACCCUUGCUCUGUAAGGAAUCUGGAAUCCAAGACUGUCUUGGAUUAUCUUCCACGGGGCGAGUUGUCUCUUAUUGUCGUGUAUUGUGUGUAAGGGAUCCUUACCCGCCCGGGUUGGGUGUGAAGUAACCUUUGGAUCAGUCACUGUGGGCUGGUCAGUGAGUAGCAAUGGAGUGUAGGAGAUCAAAUUGACACUAGAAGCCUCCUUAUUUACUCAGCGAAUACAGCUGUUUCUCCUCGUUCCUCGCCGAUUUGAGACGUUUUGUGGGAGAGACGGCUAUAUAUUCGGGCUACCUCCUGAUUUGAUUGUAUAAACGACUCAUGCUUUGAUAUCUUUUUAGGGCUUCCAGUGAUUGUUGUGGCAGUGAUAUCAAGUAUUUUUCGCCAUCAGUUCCUCCGAGAGAAUUUGUAAGUUAAAUUCAUUCGUUCACUUUAAUUUGAUAGUACAGUGGAAGUUCGGCUCUUAAGUGCACUUCCUUGUCCUUGACUGGAGCUGACCUCUUAAGGGAAUGAUGAAAAACACACAGUUUGUAUGGGAGUUGAGUUAAACGGCCUAUUGUGAAGGUGGCCGUAAGUAGAGCAGUCCGCUAACUGUCCGUUACGAGAGCUUCCACUGUACAAUUUUUCUAUGUAACAGCAGAUCACGUUGUCCCGCCAAAAUGACCCUGGCUUACGCGCGCGCAUUACUUUGUAUUGAGAAAAUCUCGUACUCGUAGUGGUCUUCGUCCUCGAAUCUAAAGCUCUCUAUUGAAUGAGGCUGAGUGCGAUGUGAAGAAUUAUGCAGAUCGAGGAGACUGUUAUUCACCGAGGCGAUGAUCUAUUGCCCAUGUAGCGUCGUUUCCAGGCAAAUUAAUGGUAUAUUGUGAGAAUCUUCCAAAUUUGGUCAACGCUAGUUGGUUAUGAAGAAUUAGCCGGGGCCUUUGAACCAAUCAAAAACGGCGAAAUCUUUUGAAUGAAUAAUAAGAGGGGUAGAUAAGUUCUUAUAAGACAUAUAAUUUCCAUUCAAUUCACAGUUGCUGGCUUUCUCAUGGAUUAAUCUGGGCGUUUGCUGGACCUGUGGCGGGCGUUCUUGCGGUGAGUAGUAAGUUUAACCCAAAGAAGUACAACUUUUAACCGUUAGGGAUAAAACUGGAAAAUCAUAAACUACUCUAGUAUACAAAAAGGAAUUAAAACUCAAUUGAAACAUUUAAGUCGGUCGCACUUAGGGUUUUCGUCUAGGUAUCGUUACUGGCAAUGAUUGUGUGCUGUAUUAUCCUUUGUGCACAGUACGAGAGUCUCUAGUUAUUUUACUUUGCUGUUGUAGUCGUUCUCCCAAACAGCUACUGCUGAAAACAGCAGCAUAUGAUUCAUAAUAAAGUUUUCUUGAAAAUCAAUAUGAAAGCUAACUCGUAAACUCAACCGUUUUCCUGAAAACGUUGCAUUUCCAAGUACAGUGUUGACUAUUUCUGACCUACUUUCUUUGUAGCUCUAUACCUACUUUUGUUAACGAGCUUUCAAAUUUACCGUUAUGUGGUCGCAAAAAUUCCCGGAUGUAUCGCGCAAUUCUGGGUGACGUACACGUUUGCUCAAGUAAAAAUCUCUCUACAACGCUACGAUUUCCAAAUUCGCAUCGCCUGGACGCUAAGGCCUGAUUAGCUAAACUGCAUAAAAAAAGCCAUGCUACAUCAAUCCGCCACUUAAGAAACGAGACGGAGCUGGAGUCGAAAUGUGCCCCGCAAUUGUUUCUGGGAUCGUUACUGGGGUCGCACUGGUCAGCUAUUAGGGAGCUUAAGCAACAACGUUUUUGAGCGACGCACGUCAACCGGAAGUGGCCUUUUUUCAUUUUUUGACGGUGGUUUCGCGCAAAUUUUCAGUCAAAUCGCCUCUAUAACAGUAAAGAAGCUAAGGAAUACAAAUUUUAUAUCAUCAAGGCAUGUUAAGAGGGAAAAUACCUCACUUCCGGUUGACGUGCGUCGCUCAAAAACGUCGCUGCUUAAGCUCCCUAUUGUUCAAUUUUUUCCCCCCUAUCCCUUAGUGACAGUCUUUGCUAAAGUUUACUCGGACCAAUUUCCUUCUCGCGUCUCUAAACUGGCGAAUGGUCGCCGAACUUCAACAUUGUAAUCAUUUAUGUGUAUUCAAUCCACAUGCAGGUGAACUUAGUCGUUCUCGUGAUGGCAAUAAGGAUUGUUGUACGGAGGGCUCGUUACAAAGCUAAACCGAACCAAAAAAAUACAGCAUCAAGCUUUCAAGUUGAAAUAAGGUAGGCAUUUAUGUUUAGCCCCCAGUGGUUUCUGCUUAUUUUUGACGGAUCUGUUGAAAACGAUAUAUUUAAUAUGAAGCCAAGUUAAGUUUUGUUAAGUGCAAGGGACUGCGAGGGAUAAUGCAGGGGUUUUAGAGGCUAAGAAAGUAUUCUUUUUUUCCACCGACCAGACUGACCACUUCCAUGGGUCUCCGAGGAUGGGUCAUAUGCGGCUAUCACUUUUUUUUUAACUUCACAACCGGCCUUCUUUACUUAUUAUAAUCUUAAAUAUCCUAGCCUGAGAAAACAGACGACGUUUUGCAACGCAACCAACGGUUUCUCCGCGAAAUGACGUCUGAGAAACGAGCACAGAAAUUCCAUACUGAUGACGUGUCAUUACCCAGAUCAGGGUAGUGCUUCUGAUUGGUUGAAGCAAACUUCCCACGCCUUGUGACCAUUCAGAAACACUACCCAGAUCUGGGUAGUGACGAAUCAUUAAUAUGGAAUUUCUGCGCUCGUCUCUCAGACGUCAUUUUGGGGAGGAACCGUUGGUGGCGUCGCAAAAUGUCGUCCGUUUUCUCAGGCUAUAAAUGUCCUAGUGUUAUUAUACCUGCUUUCUUCAUAUUCGCCUGGAUCGUCUAGCCCUCUAUCUCCCGAGUUGUCUAAAAAUGUGUUCCCAGUCCAGCUCCUUACCCUUUUAUACCAAUUUUGACCGAGGAGGUUCCCCUUUCGUAUAGCUGCUAUUGACAGAUUGACAAAUGGUAACUUUUUCACACACCUUAUUUAGACCUUUGCAUCCCUUUUAACUGCUGUAAAUGCACUGGCUUUAAAAUAUACAAAAAGCCCAAAACCAGAACUUUUUCUGGACUUUUCACAGACCGAAAUGACACACUUUCCUACCCUUUCAUAUACCUCAAUUAGCAAGAGAGAAUAUUUACCCUUUCAUAUACCUAAGGCUGAAAUAGGUUCCCCCUUUCGGGUGAAGCCUCCACGUAUAGGUCAUUUUUGGGGGUACCCCCCUGGGAUGUGUUCAGGCGAUAAAGACAGUCAAUCAUGGAAACAACUGUCAGUUCCUAUCGUCCCAUAAAUUUACGACAAUCGGGAAAAUCAUAUGGAAACAAGGCUUUUUCAUUAGAGUCGAACGUAAGAACUCGCGUGCUUUUCAAGCAUCUUUUGUCCUGUCAGGAGCCUAUUAAAAGGCUCCUGGUCCUGUCCAAUCCCUCUGCUACUUAACAAUCUGAAGGAUAAGUUGAUCAGUGGAAGUUUAUUGUGAUCUAUCCUCAGGGCGGCGUUUAAGACAGCGGUGAUUCUAAUGCCUUUGUUAGGUGUGACUUGGCUUCUCGGAUUUAUAUCUAUUCAUGAGAAGUCGCCGGUGUUUCAGUAUCUCUUUGCUGUUAUUAACUCUAUGCAGGUAAGCUUUAUGUUAUAAUUCGCCGUUUAAGAAAUGAAAAGGAAAAUGGCGGGAAAAAAAAUUGACCAAUAGCUGACCGGCGCGUCCCCAGCAACGAUCCUAGAAACAAUUGCAGAAUGCAUUUCGGCUUCUGUUCCCUUUUAGUUAGUAUGAAACCAGAGUAGAGGGUGGGAGCUCGGGCAGGGAGAUUGAACAAGUCAAUUGACCGACUCAAAUUAACACAAAUUUCCUCCCAAAUGCCUGUUUCUCGUAAGUGCCUAAAUUGGUGCUCAGAUUUCCCCCUCUAUGAAACAGUUCACUGAUCUCGUAGACCUUAAUUUUUAGUGUCUGGUUAUCCUUUUUUGGCGUAUCUCACUAUUUGCAGUGUUCAUCGUCUUUUUGUUUUGUACUUUACUUUCUUUCUUAUUUUUUUUCACAGGGAGUGUAUUUCUUGAUCGCCCAAUACUUCUUUGACGAUGAUGUGAGUACAUAUGGGUAGUCACGAUAAAUGUAAAGUGACUAUAGCUAAUACCAGCUGUUCCAAAAACAAACCGAAAUAUUGUUAGAAUGUCCAUGGUAUACCUCUUCCGUAACAUCGUCGGGAUCACGGUCCCUUGCACUUCGUCACCGGUCACUCGUGUUUUGUGCUCGCCUCUAACUGUGCGAAAAACGAAGCGCUUAAGUAGGAGGCAGGUGCUUACCAUUAUGGGCGGUCAUGGUUUCAAAUGUACCGAGUCUAGCCUGGGGAAGAGUAUGAAUCUACUUUGGGGGACCUCCCCUGGGUACAGUUGAAACCAAAAUGGCUGCCCGUAACGGUAAGCGCAAAAUAGGGGACUACUCGAUCAUCCUUAAUAACGACCUUGGUUAUGCAUGUCAUUAGCAAUAGAGGCAUUUUAGAUUUUAGCUUAAUUUGAAUCACACUUUUAAUUCCGUCGGCGAUGCCAGAGGCCAUUUUCUUGUAGAUUAUCAACUUGACUUUGUUAUAGGAUGCUGGGCAAUUAACAACUCCUAUCUUUUUUCAGAUCAAACGAAACGCACACCGUGCAUCUAACCGAAUGAAAAGAUUGUUCAGCUUGUCUUCAACAAAGUCCACCCGCUCCAGCUCUUCCUCUGAACGCAGAAGGUCUAAAUCUCUCAGUGACAAAAGACCUGCCUUGACAAUGAGACCUAGUUUAGUAUCUCCUCAACAAAGCAUUCAUAAGAAAGAAACCAAGGAUGAAAACGCGCGUGCUUGUAAACCCAGUUUGACUGAUGACGAACGGAACAACAACAGCAACGGGAAUUAUCUAUGCAAGAGGAAAAGUAUAACCUUUCAACAGCCAAUUACUGCAGAUCAAGAAGACGGUGAAGGCAAGAUUGAGUCUCCUCGACUCAACGGAGGAGUCCAGCAGAAAAGUGAAAAAAAGUGUUCGGAUUUUACCCCGCUAAGUACUACAGACAAAAAGGAGGAAAGUGAAAAGGACAUGAUUGGCUGCCAGCAAAGUUCAGCAGAUGAGUAUGUACUGGGCAACGACGAGACCGCUAGCGAAACUAAGCAAAACACAACAGAACUCCCAAUUAGUGGACAUGAGCAACGUGUAAAAAUAAUUGAGGUGACACCGUUUAAAUCUCCCCGCUUCAUCGUAAAUCAAGAAAAGGACUCACACGAAAUUCCUGACAAACAGCAAGGCAACCAGAAAAACGUGGUUUCUUGUACAGGCGAUAAACAGUCAUGGAGCGGUGGUGAUGACUUAGAAUCUAAGUACACUGCAGCAAACGAAGACAAAAACUGUUCCACUGAAAACGUGGACUCUCAGCAAGAAAAACAAACAAAUCAACAACAUUACGAUCAUAUUCACCACCAAAAUGACAGAGACCAAACGAAGCUAGAGACUGAGUGGCUUUCCUCCGGACUACCAAGCCUCUGCGCAUCAAACAACUCUAAAGCUCUCAACGAAAACUUAAGUGACACCCGAUUUUAGAUUAAUCAUCUCAAGGGGAUAUUCCAAACAUCGAGCAAUGACAGUGUGAUAGACCCACAACUGACUUGUUCACCGGUUACUUUUCCAAACCAAGGUCAUAUGAAUUAUUCUGUACAAAGAACUGUAAAUAACUUGAGAUCAAUACGAGAAGAAGUAUGGCAGCAAACUUCGAAUAUCCCAUCUUGAGACCAACUUUUGAAAGCCGCCAGCUCUAUGCCAAAGCAUUCUUUGUAGUUAACGACAACUUUUGACAUCAAACUGGAGGGAACUUUGAUUGUGAGCUAGAUGAAAGGCGACUACUACAUUUGACAGUGCCGCAUGAACAGACUCCAACCAAUUGCUCGUACCAAUAUAUCCUCUUAUUCUCCUCAGGGCACGAACACUCAAUUUAAAUAGCUUCGGUGUAGAGCUACUCUUGGGCUAGAAAGUCUGCGUAGCUGGUGGCAUUUGUUCGGAGUCACUCCGUGAUUCAUUUUACAGGUGCUUUUGUUGAAGAAUGGCAUAAAUUCCUCGCAGCGGCACUGCGUCUAAAAAGCGCUCCCGAUCUUUGAUCCUGCCAGCCACGACACAGGCCAAAGGUUAGGUAGAACUACAUCUGUAGUUUCGUCUCAUGAGCCGAGCUUACUUUAAACGAAAUACUUCUUCAGACCAAGGCAAUUUAUCAGUGGAAGGUUGAUAUAGGGAGAACUUUUGUGGUACAUAUAGUCAACCACACAAUUUGAGUUCCCCGAAAAAACUGGUAAUGGUCGAACCUAGCUGUCAAGAACGGCCAACUGGGGGCAGAAGAGACGUUUUGGAGGGAUUAAAACAAUUUUGAAUGUAUCCACGGGGUUGAAAGAAGUAGAGAAGUGGCAUUCAAAGGCAGUUUCGACUGUGUUACUGUGAAAUACAAGAGAGCCAGAACAAGUGCGUCACUCCUGAACGUAAUUCUUGAUUUUGUAUCAGUUAGCAUGUUAAUCUGCAAAAUUAAGUUGACGUUCAGUAACAAUACACUGGUGAUUAAGAUCUCAGUGUCUCUAGAUUUUAGUCACUCUUGUGAGAGUUCAUUAAAACAUAUGGUUCUCAUAUGCCGCCAAAGCAUCGGCGACCGCCGGUACUGCCUGGGAUACCGUGUUCCGAUAUGGUCAUUUUAGUCUUUACCGCCGGCAUGCCUGCGAAGUUGACUCGAGUUCAACUUCGCAGGCAUGCCGGCGGUAAAGCUCUGCGAUGGCUCUAGUUACCGGCAGCGCAUGUUCUCAUUCGUCCGAGAAGUAACCCAGGCGGUACCGGCGGCUACGCCGCAGACACAUCGGUGGCAUAUGAGAACCAGGCUUAACCCGUACAGCUGGGAAAGGCUAUGCGGUGUGACCACAACCCAUUUUUUUCCAGUUAACUGCAACAUAUAAGUAAAGCUUCACGAUAGCUGGCAAGGAUCACAGAGAAGAAUCCUGCGAGUUCUAAAAACAUGAAAAUCUGAGGGCGAUGUUAUCGCUCCAGGAAACCAUACUUAAGGGUAAAAAGAUCUGGGCCCCGGUUGUUGAAACAUUGGAUAGCGCUAGUGUUAAUGAUCAAGCUCAACGUUAAUACAAUUUACUUCCUUGAAACGAAAAUAUGAUAAUUUCUUAUGAAAACUUGAUUCUUUGUAGUAAAACCUC
Porites lobata is the source of this 22735-nucleotide messenger RNA. The record is from the annotation of a GenBank genome assembly. Lineage: Eukaryota; Metazoa; Cnidaria; Anthozoa; Scleractinia; Poritidae.